Molecule: messenger RNA, 585 nt
Organism: Acanthosepion pharaonis
Lineage: Eukaryota; Metazoa; Mollusca; Cephalopoda; Sepiida; Sepiidae
Source: the annotation of a GenBank genome assembly
AUGUCUGUCUGUCUUUCUUUCUUUCAUUCUUUCUUUCUUUCUUUCUUUUUCUUUCUUUCGUUCAUUCUUUCUUUUUCUUUAUUUAUUUCGUUCUUUCUCUACUUUUCUUUCUUUCGUCCUUUCUUUCUUUUUCUUUCUUUGUUUGUUUGUAUCUUUCUUUCUUUGUUUUAUUCAUUUUUUUCUUUUUUUCUUUCUUUCCUUCUUUAUUUCCUUGUCUUUUCUUUAUGCUUUUCUUCAUCUGUUUCUUUCUUUUUAUUUUCAAUAUUUCGCCACAUCUCUUAUUGUGGUCUGGAUAUUUUCCUUCUUUUUUAUACAUUUCAUUUCGUUCAUUUUCUUCUGUCUUUAUACUUUUGCUUCUUUUUUCUUUAUCUUUCGUGUGACUUUAUAUCUAUCUAUCUAUGUAUCUAUCUAUCUAUCUAUCUAUCUAUCUAUCGCUUUUAUCUAUCUUUUCAUAAUCGUUUUUCUGAUAUAUAUGACUAUAUUUUUACUUCGUACUUUUAUUUGUUUCUUUCUUUCAUUCUUCUUGACAUCGUUUUCUUUCUUUCUUUCCGUUGUUUUAUCUAUUUAUAUCUUUCUCUUCAGUAA